Molecule: messenger RNA, 2599 nt
Organism: Adineta steineri
Lineage: Eukaryota; Metazoa; Rotifera; Eurotatoria; Adinetida; Adinetidae
Source: the annotation of a GenBank genome assembly
AUGCGUCUAUAUAAUCGUGUUGUAUUAAUGCAUCGUAAACAAAUUUGGCAACCAUGGGUUGCACAAGGCCGGUCAUCUCUUAAUUAUGCAAUGGAACAUAUUCCACAUGUCGUUUUGGGUAUUCCGUUUGCAGCUUUUUUCAUCGUCGUUAUUGCAAGUAAAGAACUUUAUAAAGCAAAUGCUUAUCAAUUUAAUGUCUACAAACGGCGUCUUAUGGUUCGACGACCAGAAGAAAUACCUAUCGAAUAUCGUCCAUUCUUGUGCAUAAUUGAUGAAAUAGAAGUAAAUACCAAACGUGAACGUCGUUCGGCAAAUAAUAAAAAUCAGAACAAUAAUCAUAUAUCUAAGCAACCAUCACAAACACAAUCAUUUGUUACACUCGGUGCUUUAGUAACUGGUCUUACAAGUACUACACCAGCAAAUAUGUCUGAUGAAAUAAAUCAUGCUGAUACAUUAGUUAUACAACAACAACCACCUAUUGACAUAAACAAUCAACCAAAUGGUAAUCAUUCACCAUCAAAAACUUUUCAAGUUAAAAAUGGACAUGAUGAAUCAACACCAUUUCAUCUUGAUCAUGGUGGUGUUGACAGUGGUGUAUCAUCAGAAAUAACACAAACAGAAACAGAAAAACCUCAUGUUAGUGGUGGUGAUGAUGAAUUAAGUUCAACAAGUGGUACAUCAUCAGCAGUUAUGCAAACAGAUAAUUCUCAACAUCAACGUGAUUUAAGUCCAACAAGUGGUGUUAUUGUACCAGAAGAAAAACGUGUUACUGAUCGUGUUAAAGUUUUUGAAGCUGUAGCAAAAAAUGGAAAUAAAAAGAAAUCGAAUACAAUAUCAUCAAGUUUUUCAAUGGGUGAUCAUAAACAAAUAUCUCCAACAUCUGUUGAAAAUUUUGAUAGUCAAUCAAUCAAUGAAACGAAAUCAUCGAAAAAUAAAUCAAAAAAAACUUCAUUAAAAAAACAAAUACAAAAUUUACUUAAAAUUGAUAAACCAACAUCAAUACCAGAUGAUUUUAUGAAUAUCGAUGAACAACAAUUAAAUGGAAAAAAGAAUAAAAAAGAUAAUGUUACAACAUUUAAACCACUUGAAAUACAAAUUCCAAAUAAUACUGAAGAAAAUAAUACUUCAUCAACUGUAUCAAAAUUAAUAGAUACAUUUCAAGCGAAUGAUAUUGAACAACCAAUCGUUGUACCACAGUUAAAUACUCCUCCUCCUCCUCCGCCGCCACAGCCGCCUACUUCUACUACGACUACUUCUCACCAACCUCCUAUUCAAUCGGAAAAUUCAACAUCAGCAUCAACGGAAGUACCUCAAUCGGAUACACCAGCUGAUAUUGUACCAACAGAGAGUCCUAAAAAAAGUGUUUCAUCUGCCAAAAUACAUAGUCCAAUGUCGUCCGGUGUUGGUGAAUCGGUGAAAACAUCGACACAUUCUGUAACAAUUGAGAAAGGUACUCGAAAUCGUUCACCUAUGCAACGACAUGCUCAAAAUGAAACAAGCAAUACUAAUUUAUCCUAUUCAUUAUUAAAUCAAUCAACAAAUAUUCAAGUUACUGAUAAUUUACGUGAACAACAUCAACGUGAAAAACAAGAAUUAUCGGAAUUAAAUGAUCGAUUUCGUGGUUAUCUUGAUCGUGUUAAAAUACUUGAAAGUAAAAAUUCAAAAUUAACAAAUCAACUUGAAGAUAUAGCUAAAACAUGGGGUUCAGCAUCACAAGCAAUAGUUUCACAAUAUUCUGGUUCACUUGAUCGUCUUCGUCAAGAAGUUAAUGAAAGUAUGCUUACUGAAGCUGAUAUUCAAACACGUUUACGUCGUUCACAUUAUGAUAUUGAUAAUUAUCGUUCAUUAAUACAUGAUGAAACAUUAUGGAAUAAUCGACAAGAAGAAAAACGUGAACAAUUAAAAUUAGAAUAUGAACAUUCAUGUAUAGAAUUAACUGCUUUACAACGAUCAUAUAAACAAGUUGAUGAUCAAUUAAAAAUUUUACUUAAACAACGUGAAGAAUAUCUUGAAGAAAUUAAUCAACUUAAUGAACAAUCUUAUAAAGCAACACUUGAUAGAAUUAAAUUAGAUCUAGAAGUUCAAACACUUCGAGAAGAAAUCCCGUUUCUUAAUGAUGUGCAUGCACAUUUAAUUAGUGAAUUUGAACAAUUGAAACCAACAAAUGGUAUUGAUACCCAAUUAUUUUAUCGUCAAGAAUUAGAAAAAGCUAUACGUGAUAUUCGUCGUGAUUUUGAUACAUUACAUUCAGCACAACGUAAAGAAAUGGAAGAUUAUUAUACAGUUAAAAUUGAAGAAAUACAAAAUAAUGCAAGAAAACUUGUACCAUUACAAUCACGACAAGAUGAUUUAAUGAAAAUGUCUGAACAAAUCAAAUCAACGAAAUUUGAAUUAAGUGAUACACAAAAAUUAUUAAUUCAUGAAAAAGAUAAUUAUAAAGAAUUACAAGAACGUUUAGCUAAAUUAGAGGAGGAGUAUAAUUAUUUACGUCAUCAACGUGAAGAUGCUAAUGAUAAUAUAAAUAAAGAAUUAUCAUCUUCACAUGAUCGUAUACAACACUUAUCGGGAGAAAUUGAUACUAUUUUACAAAGGUAAAAAA